GAGUGAAUGAAGGAGUUGAAAUGCAAGCCAGCAGCGUGGAAACCUCGAGGCCUGCAGCCGAGCUCCUUGGAAUGAAGAAGAUAGAAGUCGGGCCGGGCUCUCCCCUGCGUCCAGGGGCGGGGGUUGCAUUUCUAAACAUGGAUGUGGGCGUGGGAUCCCCUGCCUUCCAGUAGGGAGGGAGGAAGGGAGGAGCCAGUGCAUCCUCCGCUAGCUUCGCCGGGACAACUGUCACAACUGCAGCAACACCGGUUGCCGGAGAAACUCUCCCAAGUCCCAGAUCCUGACUCGGGGAGGAAGAGGGAGCCGGCAACUCUGGAAAAGCUUCUCAACUGAGAACGGGUCUCCCUCUCCCUGUCUGGCAUCGACCAGCCGGAUUCCCCUCCCCGCUUUCCGGGUUUACCAUGGCGUAUGGAAAGCUCUGCUGUUUCUUGCUCCUGACCCUGGGAAUUCUGGCAGCCAUCAUCGCCCCCACCAUCAUCCUGACUUCCAAACCGUCCCAGGCCCGGUGCCGGGAGCGGGGCUACCUGCACGGAGCCGUGGCUGCUGACUCGAAGGCCUGCUCCGACAUUGGCAGGGAUGUUCUGAAGAAGCAGGGCUCUGCCGUUGAUGCUGCCAUUGCUGCCCUGAUCUGCACAUCGGUGAUCAACCCCCAGAGCAUGGGCCUGGGGGGAGGCGUCAUUUUCACCAUCUACAACGCAACCACAGGAAAGAUUGAGGUGAUCAAUGCCCGGGAGACCCUCCCCAAGUCUGUAGAGGAGAGCCUGUUGAGCCAUUGCAAUGCCAGCUAUUCAACACUUGGACACGGGAGCAAGUGGAUCGGGGUGCCUGGAGAGCUGCAGGGGUACCAGGAAGCCCACCGGCGCUAUGGCCGGCUGCCCUGGAGUGACCUGUUCCAGCCGACGAUCCAGCUCCUCCGCGGGGGCCUCCGGGUGCCCAAAGUCCUGUCACAGUUCCUCAACCAUUCUGACCUGCAAAAAUUGGUCUAUCAUUCUUCCCUGCGGCAGCUGUUCUUCCGAGACAACCGAGUCCUGAAGGAGGGCGAUGUCCUUGAGUGGCCCACAAUGAUUGAAACCUUGGAGACGGUGGCCCGGUUGGGGGCAGAGGCACUCUACAAAGGGGAGCUGGCCAACAAGCUGUUGGAAGAUAUCAGGAAAGAAGGGAGCAUACUGCGUGCAGAGGAUUUGUCUGAAUUCCAACCAGAAGUCGUGGCCCCCCUGAAAUUUGACCUGGGAGACUACACUUUAUACUCCCCACCUCCGCCAGCAGGGGGGGCCAUUCUCAGCUAUAUCCUCAAUGUUCUAAAAGAGUUUAACUUCACCAAGGAGUCCGUGGCACAGACCAAAAGGAAAGUGGACACUUACCAUCUUAUUGCUGAGGUCAUGAAAUUUGCCAACGGGCAGAAGUGGAAACUGUAUGACCGUCGAAACGCCUCCAACCCGAAGGUCUUGCAGGAUCUGCUGUCCUACUCCUCAGCUCAACAAACCAAGAAGAGCAUCGACAACUGGGGUAACCACACGCUGGAUAAAUACAGUUCCAUCCCCCACAGGAGUGAGAGCCCCGGGACCAGCCACGUGUCUGUCAUCUCUGCCGAUGGCAGCGCCGUGUCUGUCACCAGCACCAUCAACGUGCCGUUUGGCUCCAGGGUGUAUUCUCCAAGCACCGGCAUCAUUUUGAACAAUGAGAUUUGGGACUUCUGCCAGUGGUCCCAAGACCUAAAAAGGAAAGUGGUUCCAGGGGAGAGACCACCGUCCUCUAUGAUGCCUUCCAUUCUAAUCUCCAGAGACAAGAAGUCCAAGCUGGUGAUUGGUGGAUCUGGGGGAGAGAUGAUCGUUUCUUCCACGGCCCUGGCCAUCAUGAACAAACUUUGGUUCGGCUAUGACCUGAAGAAUGCCAUCAGGGAACCCAUCUUCCAUGUCAAUGGAAAGGCUGAAAUUAAAGUUGAGAAAAAUUUCAGCAAGGAGAUUGAGGACGGACUCCGGGAGCGAGGUCACCAGGUGGAAAGAAAUGGACUCUUUCUGAACGUGGUGCAAGCUAUUUACCAGGAAGGAGAAUGCCUCUACGCUGAGUCUGAUAAAAGGAAGUUAGGGGAAGCUUCUGGGUACUAACCCCGGAGACCCCCCGGAAUGAACAGACCCAGUGGCAAAAGUGAUUCUGGUCUCCCCCCAACCACCAGGGCCAACCUGGAAUGACUGCUUACCCCUGUCCUCCCCUAAAAACUUUGUUGCCUCUCUUCAGAGGAAGAUCCUUGCUCAGAUGUGGUCUGUUCUGCACCAGCACCCCUGUUUUCUCCCUUGCAGAGCUCAAGCAGGAAGAGGGUAGAAGGUUCUGGGGGGCACCGCAGGGACUCAAUGUGUUUCCCACACCUUGGUCUUUACCCAAGGGAUACAAACCUAUAGAGCUUUUGUUUCUCAUCUUGGUUUGUUCAGCUAUUGGCCGAGAGAGACGGAGAGAGAGAGUCAGAGGAGAAGCCCACCUACUCCCACCCAGAGCUGAGCCUGGCGCCUGGCAUGAUUUCUGGAGGGAGGUGAGAGGAGAUUGAGAAACCGACCAGCUCAAAGUUCUCCCCGUGGCCCAGGGCCAGUGAAGCAAUUCUGGCCACGUGUCCUCGCACUUACCAUGAUCCCCGCUCCCAGAAUAAGAGUCCUGAAAUGGAAGAAGGAAAGGAGGGUGGAAGGAAUGGAGGCCCCAGCCUGAGCCCAUCACCUUGGACCAGGUAUGCUCCUGGGCAGGGGUUCCACAGCAAGGAGCAGGUCCUCAGGCUACCUGGAGCCUCACCAUAGCCCUGGCCAGGGAUAAGGCUAGGAGUUUGAAUCUCAGGAAAUGGGACAGUGGGAACCCCUUGCUGCUCUUGGAAGGCAUCUCCCAAAUACCUCCGGAGAGCCUUGGGGUAUUUGGGAAAACUUCCGGUUUCUCAGAGUCCCACUGAGGGGCUUGGGGGGGGUAGGGAGGGAACGACAGUGCAGAUCUGAAGAUAGGAGGCAACAGGGUGUGGAGAUCCUCCAGCAGAGCGGGGAGACUUCGCAUUCCUCGGGACGCUGAGCUGCUGGGUGAGGGGUGAAACGGGAAGCCCCUGGGGGAAAUUAGCAGCAGGGCCAGGGGUUCAUUAUCUAAGCCAAACCUGUGAAAGUUUAAGAUUUCAAUAAAUUUAUACCAUUAACACUGUGA
Ornithorhynchus anatinus (platypus) is the source of this 3165-nucleotide messenger RNA. It is a transcript of the gene GGT5, whose product is annotated as gamma-glutamyltransferase 5. Gene Ontology annotation, biological process: glutathione catabolic process. Bases 402 to 2105 code for a protein of 567 amino acids. The record is from RefSeq and is a predicted model, not a curated record. Gene Ontology annotation, molecular function: glutathione gamma-glutamate hydrolase. The transcript has 12 exons. NCBI's taxonomy places the organism in Eukaryota, Metazoa, Chordata, Mammalia, Monotremata, Ornithorhynchidae.